UUUUUGAUGUUUUCGUGAGAUUGUUAGAGCAUCGUGAAAUUAUUAUUUUAGAGUAGAGUAAAUAGUGGACACAUUACUUUGUAUGUUAUUAGUGUAGUGUUGAUGUGUUUAAUGUAACCUCUAAAAAACUGCUUUCCAAGUGGAGCUGUUAAAGAGCCUUCUUGCCAUGGCAGGCCCGUCCGACGGAGAGCCCGAAGGAUGGGUCGAGUUCUGCGAGCGUCAGGCGAAAACCGCCGCUCAGGACUUCGCCAAGGCAUGGUUGCAAUAUAUUCACCCUGGAGUCAACGAUCCUACUACCCGCCCACCCGUAACUAAUAAGGAAAUCGUCAAAAAAUUCUGUGAAAGCUUUUCGGAACAAUUCGAGUUUGAAGUAGUCAAACUAAAAACGUUAAACAAAUUACCGAACGGCACGCAUACAGGGCAUGAUGAAAGCGACUAUUCGGAGGAUAUGGAUUCGCCUAAAACUCAACACAAGCCGUUUUUCAGGAGGUUAUCUUUUAAAGGCCUCAGGCGUGGGAAAGGCUUGUUUCACAAACAACAUUCAGAUGAAGUGGAACUAUCAUCAAAUCUCAACAAACAUAAUAAAACUAAGCUAGCUAAGAUAGUUGUAGAGUGUAGGAAAGAAGGUUUGGUAAACUAUUUGACUCCAGAAAGCUUAGAACAACCUGGAGGCCCCCAAAAAUGGGAGAGAUGUAGACUGGCUUUAGUAAAGACUGUCGGUGGGUAUAUGUUAGAAUUCUAUUCACCUCCAAAAGCGCAGAAACCACGGAGUGGAGUGUUUUGUUUUUUGAUAUCUGAGGCGCGAGAGACUACUGCACUUGAGAUGCCUGACCAUGAAAAUACUUUUGUAUUGAAGGCAGAUAAUAAUAUGGAAUAUGUAAUAGAAGCUGCAGAUGUGGACGAUAUGAAGUCAUGGUUGGCCACUAUAAAGUACUGCAUGCGAUCGCCGCCUACUACACAGCCACCGCCAGAUGCAUUGCCAGGAAUGCCAGAACCUGCACCACCUGACCUGCCACCAAGAAGAGAUCUACCAACUAGUUCUAGCAAUGUAGACUUAGCUACUGAUACUCCUGAAGAGGCUGAAUUAGGCUCCAUAGCGGAAGAGGGAUGCGAGUCGUCCCGUAUUUCGUUAGCGGAAUGGCCAUGGUUCCAUGGCACGUUGGCCCGUUCCGCGGCAGCCGCGUGCGUGCUCGCGGGCGGGGCGUCCGCGCACGGCUGCUACCUCGUGCGGCAGAGCGAGACAAGGAGGGGGGAGUAUGUGCUCACAUUUAAUUUCCAGGGUCGAGCGAAACAUCUACGUAUGACCCUCAGCGAGUCCGGCCAGUGUCGGGUGCAACAUCUGUGGUUUCCGAACGUUCACGACAUGCUGGAACAUUUCCGAGCGAACCCGAUACCGCUGGAGUCGGGCGGGGCCGCUGACGUCACCCUCACCGAAUACGUCGUGUGCCAAGACGGAACCAGGCAACAACUGGGCGUGUCACACGGCAGUGACGUGCGUAUGCGCAGGGCGGAGUUGGAGGCGUUGCUAGUGGCGAGUGGCGCACAUCAUGACGUCAGAGCUGUCGACAAUCAAUACAGCUUCGUGUAACAUACGCCAUUCUACUGUGGAACGAGGUUUGUUUGUUGUUCGAAUUAUAUUGAGCCUGUAUUUGUAUGAGACAAAGUAAACUUUGCACUAGACCAGUGUUUCUAAACCUCUUGGGCUUUAUGAGUUUUGCAGUCUUAUUUAGGGACCAUAUAGUUUUUUUUUAAUUAAUACAAUAAUUUACAAUUAAUAUUAAAAUUUUAUGAACUAUCUUUUUUUUUUACAAAAUUAGUAGACUUCUAAGUAGUAUGAUGAAUUGUGAUUCUAAGUUUGCGCAUAUUAGAACUACCAAUCCUGACGACGGAAAUAAUGAUAAUAAGCCUUAUUUCAACAACAUCAAUUUACUCAAGAUGUCAAUAAAAACUACAUGAGAUAUUG
This is a messenger RNA of Diatraea saccharalis (sugarcane borer), 1963 nucleotides long. The record is from the annotation of a GenBank genome assembly. Lineage: Eukaryota; Metazoa; Arthropoda; Insecta; Lepidoptera; Crambidae.